AUGGCAGUGGUCACCUUGGAGAGCGAGUUCGGAACUAGGUGGCCUCAACUUGCAGAGGCCUUGGGUAAGCCAAAGAGAUAUGCCGUAUGGGUCAACCCUUUCGCUGCCAAAGGUGCAGCGCAGGAGGUACUCAGGUCGCACCAGCUGGAACCCUUAACAGGCAUUGCUGGUGAGGCGCACUUGUGGGCACCAUCUGAAACCACGGAGCAGUUGCUGCCAAAGCCGCCGACCUGUUCCGUAACUGGUUUGAAGACCUACUAUCCGCUUGAUUUGGCCUCAGCCAUGCCUGUGUUGGCUCUACUGCAAGCCUGCUCCUCCUUGCCGACUGCAACACUGGACACAUGUGCGGCACCCGGUGGCAAGUUCCUUUUGCUUGCAGGAGCCCUGUUAAGAAACCACAUUUUGCACAAGACGGAUCUCGUGGCCGUCGAAAGCGACGCCUUCCGAGUUAGCCGGCUGAAGCAAAACCUCCGCUUGUACUUGCCCGACGACGCCUCGCGUCACGUGCGUGUGCACCGGGCUGACUCCACGAGGGUUCUUGGCCAGCUACAAGAAGGUCCCUUCGACGCUGUUCUGGUUGAUGCACCGUGCUCCUCUGAGCGUGAGAGGCUGUUGCGGUCGCUGCGGCGUGGACAGAACACCGAAGUGUGGAAGCUGACCAAGGCCCAAGCAAAUGCGCGACGGCAGGUGAGGUUAUUGAGUUCUGCUUUGCAAAAUACAUUACCGGGAGGCAUUGUCAUCUAUGCCACAUGUGCGCUCUCACAUAUCGAGAAUGAUUUUGUCAUUGAAGAGGUUUUAAACGAUAGGAAAAAUCGCCUGUUGCCCUUGGCACAUGAUGUACCGGGAGUGGAGAUUGAGUCGACUCGCUACGGAUGGCGGGUCUUGCCGGAUCUCGGCGGCUGGGGGCCCUUAUACUGGGCAGCACUGACCCGGCAAAGCCUUGUCAAAAGCAGCUGA
This is a messenger RNA of Symbiodinium necroappetens, 957 nucleotides long. The record is from the annotation of a GenBank genome assembly. Lineage: Eukaryota; Dinophyceae; Suessiales; Symbiodiniaceae.